This is a messenger RNA of Leptonychotes weddellii (Weddell seal), 2900 nucleotides long. The record is from RefSeq and is a predicted model, not a curated record. NCBI's taxonomy places the organism in Eukaryota, Metazoa, Chordata, Mammalia, Carnivora, Phocidae.
GUAAAUAUCAUUUCUUGAGACUCUGGGGCAUGCGUAGAAGAAAAAAAUAUGAAAUAAAGAGACUGAAAAAAUGUACAAGGAGAUGGAAAGGAAGAACCUGCAGCUGGAGGCAAACGAGAGCACCCUCUGAACUGUUGGGUAAGCUACUCCGAACUGCCUUACAGACGGAUGGUUCCUGUGAGGCUAAAUUCUGUCUGGACACUCUUUGUCUCACUGUCCUAUGGUUCUGUGCUGCUCAGGAAAACCAGGAAAGGGCUUAGAGGCUUUCAAGGCAUGGCCAGACACUCCAUCUUGUAUUUCAUCCUCCUGAGUGCUCUGAUUGACAAGUGCCAACCCUGUUUCUGUGAUCAUUACCCAUGGGGUCAGUGGUCUACCUGCUCAAAAAGCUGCAAUUCUGGAACUCAGAGCAGACAGAGAAAAAUAGUGGUUAAUCAGUACUAUCUGAAUAACUUUUGUGACCAGCUUUGCAACAAGCCGGAGACCAGGGAAUGUAACUGGCAACGCUGUCCUAUCAACUGCCUCCUGGGAGAUUAUGGACCAUGGUCAGACUGUGACCCUUGUGUUGAAAAACAGUUUAAGGUUAGAUCCAUCUUGCGCCCCAGUCAGUUUGGAGGACAACCAUGUACUGAGCCCCUGGUGACCUUUCAACCAUGCAUUCCAUCUAAGCUCUGCAAAAUUGAAGAGGUUGACUGCAAGAAUAAGUUCCGCUGUGACAGUGGUAAUGUACACUUAAAGGUCCAGACAGUAAAUAUUUUAGGCUUUUUGGCCAUAUGUUCUUUGUUGCAACUACUCAACUUUGGCUCUACAGCAUCACAGCUGCCAUACGUGGUAUAUCAAGAAGGGGGCAUGGCUGUGUUCCAACCAAAUUUUACUUAUGAAGACAGGCAGCAGUUUGUACUGGUGUGGUAUCAUUUUCUAGCAGGAGAGCCCAGAGGAGAGAUCCUUGAUAACUCUUUCACUGGAGGAAUAUGUAAAACUGUCAAAAGCAGUAAAGCAAGUAAUCCAUACCGUGUUCCAGCCAAUUUGGAGAAUGUCAACUUUGAGGUAAAAACUGAAGAAGAUGAUUUGGAAACAGAUUUCUACAAGGACUUAAUUCGUCUUACAGAGAAAGACAAUCAACAAGAUUUAUUUUCGAGGGAAGGGCACAGCAGUUUUCGUAUACCAAUUUUUUAUUCCUCAAGGAAAACUCAAAGCACCACCCAUAACCGUGCCUUCAAACAAGCCAUUGAAGCCUCCCACAGAAAGGAUUCUAGUUUUACUAGGAUCCAUAAAGUGAUAAAAGUCUUAAACUUCACAAUGAAAACUAAAGAUCUGCAGCUUUCUGAUGUCUUUUUGAAAGCACUUAACCACCUGCCUCUAGAAUACAACUUUGCUUUGUAUAGCCGGAUAUUCGAUGACUUUGGGACUCACUAUUUCACCUCUGGCUCCCUGGGUGGCGUGUAUGACCUCCUCUACCAGUUUAGCGUCGAGGAACUCAGGAACUCAGUCCAAACUUGCCACUUGGAAUACAUGCUGUGCACUCUUCUUUACCCCUUUUCUUUUGUUUCAGAUGUUUUGACAAAAUUAAAGGGCCAUUGUCAACCAGGACAAAAACAGUUGGGAUCUGAAUGCAUUUGCAUGUCUCCAGAAGAAGACUGUAGCCAUUAUUCAGAAGAUCUCUGUGUGUUUGAUACAGACACCAGCCAUUACUUUACUUCAUCUGCUUGUAAGUUUUUGGCAGAGAAAUGUUUAAAUAAUCAGCAACUCCAUUUUCUACAUAUUGGCUCCUGCCAAGAUGGUCCACAGCUAGAAUGGGGUCUUGAGAGGAGAAAACUUUCAUCCAAUAGCACAAAGAAAGAAUCCUGUGGCUAUGAUACCUGCUACGACUGGGAAAAAUGUUCAGCCUCUGUUUCCAAAUGUGUCUGCCUGUUGCCUCCCCAGUGCUCCAAGGGUAGAAGCCAACUCUACUGCGUCAAAAUGGGAUCGAGUGAGAAAACAGCGAGCAUCUGUGAAGUAGGAGCUAUACGAUGUGCCAACAGGAAAGUGGAAAUACUGUAUCCUGGCAGGUGUUCAGCCUAAAACAAUUACUGAUAAACAGAUUUACUGUCCAAAAAUAAUUCCUACAAAAGGGCAUCCUCCUAUAAACAGCAGACUGGUGUGCCCAGAGGUUAGACAUGAAUUCUUUUGUGUUACUUUCAUAUAAUUAUUCACCCUGCCUCUCCUGCCUUAGCCUUUCCUAUCCAGUUCCAACCCAUGAGGUUCUGAAGUGUACACCCAGGUAACAACUCUUUCAUAUCAAUCCAGUAAAUUCUUCUGUUCACAUUGCUCUAAAAUGAUGGGGCUUCUGAGGACCUUAUGAAGCCUAUAAUAUUAAGCAUUCUCACAAAUAGAAUUAAGAACAAAAACCAUAACUGUCUUCAAUUAAUCAAUAAACAGAAACCUACAACAACUUGUAAAACACAUUCUUGAAACCCAUCCUUUCUUCAUGCACUCAUUCAACAGAUAAUUCUGAAUGUCUACAAUGUGCCAAGUACUGUUUAAGAUGCUGGGGAAUUAGCAGUGAAUAAAAAGACAAAAUCCUUUGCCUUCAUGAAGCCCACAUUCACAUGGAGGAAGACAUUCAAAAAAUAAAAUAAGCAUAUAAAAUAUAUAGUAUGUUUGAUGAUGAUAAUUGCUAUGGAGAAAAUAAGGCAAGAAGAGGUGAGUCCUGUCAUCUUAUGCCAGGAAACCCUUCAUAGUAAUAAACAUCACAGCAAGGAUGAUUGGAAACAAGUGGAAAUUGCUUCCCUUAAGGCAGUUACUAAACUUCUGGAGUUCCAUACUCUUAGGAAAGAAGAUUCUCCUUGCCUCAGCUAAAGCGCAUCCCAAAGCUUUUGAGCUGAAGUAUGUGAUGGAUGGAAAAUAAAAUCAUCAGAAAAUUG